AUGAAAAAAAGAACUCGGAGAAUAAAUCCCUGGUAUUAUGAACCACAUGUGAAUUGAUAAAAUAUUCAUCCUGGACUGAUAUUGACUUCUACCACGUCAAAUUAGGAUCUCCUCCUGCGUCAGACAAUAACUUUCUUCUCGCGAUAUUGUAUAGAUGGCAUAGGUCGACGAGAUUCUCGAAGAUGGGUGGUUUCGAAUCGAUUACGAGCCGGCGGAGGCGAUCACAAACGAGAAGGCGAGUUUGGAAGACGUCUACCAGGCAUUCCAUAGGAUUGGAGUAUCUUCAAGAAGCUUCACUAAAACCACCCCAAAUCUUGACCGUCAAUUCCAAAAUGAAGACCUGGGGAGAAUACUGGACAGGAGACGCUCAAAACAGAAGAGACGAGGAAAAUCCAGUCACCCCGUUUCGUCAACGCUUUCCAACUCAUAGCCAUGUCCAAUCAUCUUGACUUAUCAGGCCUCCUCGAAGAGCAGGUGAUUGCAGGAUCCUCGGCUCGUUUCCUCCGCGCCCCUUUUUGCUCCAUUCACUAACGUGUGGGCUCGCCGUCUUCUUCCACGAGGAAUAGAAGACGAAGCUUGGUUCAAGGCACCCCAUGACCGAGACAAUAGAGAAGAUUGAGGUCGCAGCCAAGGAUGCCAGCCUCUCCGUGGAAAGGACGAACAGCUCAAAGGUAGGAGAAGAUCAUCUCUCUAGUCGAGAAAUUGAUACUUGUCACACUCGCCGUCACCCUUUUUGGUCUAUAUUUUAUCGUAGAAAAGUAGCUAUUGAGAAACAUAGGUUUGCUUCACGAAAAGUAUUACUGAUUUGAAAUCAAUCGAUGACAGGUUUUUUUAUUAUAUUAUUUGAGUAACCUUUUGAUUUAUAGUUACCCAAAUAGUUUAUAAAAUGUAUAAGUGCGUCAACGGGCCAACUGGGCCUGGGCCUUGAGAUCCCUCUAUCCAGCCCCAUCUUCUACAAAGCUCAGAUACCAAAAAAUGCCCAGCGUAUUAGAUCUGCACCUGUUCUCCAUGAAGACCCAAAUGUGCAUGACUUAGCUCUUUGUAUUUAGCUCCUCAUGGGAAGAGUGGGAGAGAGAGAGAGAGAAAGAGAAGAGAGAUACAAAAUCAGUGACUGUAGAACUUGCAAGUGAGAAAACCAACUGUAGAGUUCUAGGCUGGAUCAUGUCAAGUUCUGGAUACAGUCCACAAAAGGACCGGAUCAAUCAUAUUUUCUUCGUAGGCUGUAAGUCUCGAGAAAAACUGAUAGGGCAUCCAGGCUUCUAACUCACACAGACCAUCUAAGACUACACAGAUUUUAUCACUCGUUUCUUUCAAAGAAUGAACAAUCGCCGCCUUCCUGAGAAACGCAGGUCAAGCUCCAUGCUCCUCAGAAACUGACGAGGUCCAUAUCUCAGAACACAGUAUCUGCAGAGGUGUAUAUAUAGUGUCUCCCCAAAGAAACGACGAUCCAUCUCGUUUCUCGACAAUUUACACUUACAGGUGAUCGAGGUGACGCCUACCCACUGCAUGAUUGAGGUAUCCAGGUCCAGCUCUACUGGGGAGAUCAGAUCCUACAAAGAGGUAUUGAGAAGUCCCAUGCUCUACAGUUAAUAUGCUGUUACGGAUUGAAGGAACGAACUCAUCGCCUUGCUCCUGGCUCAACUGGGCAGUUCUGCAGAAGCUUGUCGAGUAUUCUGAAGUGA
Messenger RNA from Spirodela intermedia, 1682 nucleotides. The record is from the annotation of a GenBank genome assembly. NCBI's taxonomy places the organism in Eukaryota, Viridiplantae, Streptophyta, Magnoliopsida, Alismatales, Araceae.